AUGGAUGAAGCCAAUAAAGAAUUAAUUAAUCAUGUACCACCAUCGAAUUCACGAACAAAAUUACGACCACCAGGGAAAUGUACCCUAGCUAGGAAACGUUUAAAACAUAUAUUUAAUAUGCGAAAAUAUUUUUUAUCAGUUAUUGGUUUAACUGCUUUCGAAGCAUUAUUAGUAUUGUGUCGUGUUAUCCUGGAAACAGAAUCAUUACGUUUACCUGUAAGUGCAAACAUGAUAAUAUUUUAUUGGGGUGUUUUUUAA
Molecule: messenger RNA, 258 nt
Organism: Schistosoma turkestanicum
Lineage: Eukaryota; Metazoa; Platyhelminthes; Trematoda; Strigeidida; Schistosomatidae
Source: the annotation of a GenBank genome assembly